UGAAAAGACUCCAAAGCGUUGACCGGAUACUUGACUUGUUAUCGGACAGUCCUCGCUAACUUGAUCACCGUGUCCUGCUUCCAUCCAGUGUAAAAACACAGCUUGUGAUCAGGCAUAAUGGAGACAACAGGAGUCUGUGAGAUUGAUGUGGCUGCCAGAAGAAUAGUGGGAGGCAGUGACUCUCCACCCGACCUGGACAGCCCAUGUCAGGAUGAGGUGGCAGAGUUUGGUUUGGGUUUGUGCUGUGCUGAGGAGGAGAGAGGGGAAACUCCCGGCAGAGAGGACAGUCCAAGCGACCUGGGAGAGGCAGAGCUCGACCCUGGUGGAGAUCUCAAGAGUGGAGAGGACAAGGCUUUUGGGAAGGAGGUUGUUCUUUUGAUGCAGGCCCUGAACUCCCUCGCUACUCCUGAAGAGAAACUAGCUGCUUUGUGCAAGAAAUAUGCAGACCUGUUGGAGGAGAGCCGCUGCAUGCAGAAACGGCUGAAAGCCCUGCAGAAGAAACAGUCUCAGAUAGUUAAGGAGAAGAUCCACCUGCAGGGGGAACACAGCAAGGCCAUCCUGGCCCGCAGUAAGCUGGAGAGCCUCUGUAGGGAGCUGCAGAGACACAACAAGACACUGAAGGAGGAAAACGCCCAGCGGUCCAGGGAGUAUGAGGAGCAGCGGAAGGAGGCCAUGCUGCACUUCCAGAUGACCUUGAGCGAUAUUGAGGUGCAGAUGGAACAGCAUAGCUCCCACAACACCAAGCUGAGGCAGGAGAACAUGGAGCUGGCCGAGAAGCUGAAAAAGCUCAUCGAGCAGUAUGAGCUCCGAGAGGAGCACAUAGACAAGGUGUUCAAGCACAAGGAGCUGCAGCAGCAGCUGAUGGACGCCAAGCUGCAGAGAAUCACUGAGAUGAUGAAAGAAGUGGAGGAGAAGCAGCAAAGAGAGAGAGACUUUCUGCUGAAGGACGCUACAGAGUCCAGACGCAAGUGUGAGCUGAUGAAGGAGCAAGAGACACAGCUCAAACAACAGCUCUCCCUGUACAUGGACAAGUUUGAGGAGUUUCAGAGCACUCUGGCUAAAAGCAACGAAGUCUUCACCACUUUCAGACAAGAGAUGGAGAAGAUGACCAAGAAGAUCAAGAAGCUGGAGAAGGAAACAACACAGUGGAGGACCAAAUGGGAGAGUAACAACCAGGCCCUGCUGCAGAUGGCCGAGGAGAAAACUCUGCGUGACGGCCACUUCAAGGCCAUGCAGGGGAAGCUGGAGCUGCUGGAGAGGCUGUGCAGAGCCCUGCAGAAGGAGAGGAACGACCUCAACAACCAGCUGAGCCUCCUCCAGGAGCAGGGAGACAAAGGGAGCACAGCGCCUCCUGAAGCCCAGCCAAGGGAGCCCUCCACUGGGGAGGAAGAUGACGAGGAGGAGGAAGACGAGGAGGGCUUGGCACAGGGUGACGAACUGGAGACAGAGGGCAUCCACCAAGCUCCCAGACCACCUGAACUGGAGCCCACAUCGGCUGCUACUGACAAAACCACUACUACUACGACGACAACCAGCCAGCCUGCAGAAACACCGGGCUCCCAGCAGGACUGAGCGAGCCUACGCGGUGUGCGUCGGGAAGACGGGUGUGACCGGAGGGCUCCACACACCUCCAGCCUAGUUCCAUAACUAGCCAGAAAAACCAUCUUCAAUGGGGAUAGAUUUCUUUUCUUUUUUUUAAUCCUAGACUUGCCUCUCCACGUUUCUACACAGAAACUGUACCCAUUAAGGAGGAAUAAAAUGAUUGUAUCAAGGAUUCUAUACUAAAACUUUGCCCACAUUUGGUUGUAAUAAUUGGCUUUGUGGUGAGCACUUGGUACUCCCUGUUUUCUACCAUAACUGUAUUUUCAUAGGAAAUUUCCACUCAGUCAAAUUGAAGCUGUUCAAAGUCAAAUUGGCCUUUUGGUUCUCUCAUCAUAUGGUCUCUCCCUGUAGUGUCACCUGUCAUUAAAUUCAAAAGUGGGUACAUCACAUGCAUAUUGUCAUAGGUCACUUUUUUUGAAUGUAGCCUUAUUGUCUGCAUGUGAUCCGACAAGCUAGAAGAGGACAUUGGGCCAAGUGUAAAACACGUGCGCAGGACGUUUUUAAUUAAAAUUUCUCGAUCAGAGCAGAUAGUAUUAUAUAAAAUGAAUCCUUGUAAAGUAGGUGAAGCUGGUUUGAGGCUUGGUGACGUUGUAACUACUUGUGGGACAGUUGGUGAGCUGCUUUACCUCAAGAGUUGACAUAUUGCUGAUUUGCUGAUUGCCAGUUAGUAAGCUAGCUGGUAGGGUUGUCACUUUAUCUGAAAAAAAAAAUUAUAUCUUUGGUAAGAAGUUUGAAUUCAAAAUGUUGAAGUGCAUUAGCCCAACAGGCUGUGCUUUUCACAGUAAACUAGUCUUUUCUUUCUUGCAAAAUAGAGAAAUCAGAUCAUCAUGACACCCCUAACCAUUUGGAGAUGGAAAUCUUCUGGAUAAGAGAGGCGGUAACAGAGCUGGGGGCACUGCAAAUGAAAAAUAUCUAUUUAAGGUAAACUUAGCUGAUUUUCAACCUGCUUUGUGUCAUCAGCGAUGACAUUAAGUGGGCUGAAAAUCAACAAACCAUUUCCCUUUACCUUGAACUUGACUUUUUGAAAUAGUGACAGUGCUACUAGCUAGCUUAGUUGCUAAAUGGAUCAAAAAUUAAGGUUACGCUACAAAAGUAUUUAUACCAUCAACUCCUACGAACCAGAUCUUUUCUGUGGCACAUUUUAUUGUGUAGGGUUAUUUAAAAUAAUUUCUUGCAGCACAGCUAAUAUUAUAGCUUCCUUGAUUUUGGACUCAACGCCUUUGUCAUUUGUAUGGCAAAGUUUUGCUUUAACAAACACUUAUCUGACAGGAUCAAAACCAGCUUAAAAACAGCCCCCCUCUUUACAAACGUGUUUGGUUAAAUUGUAGCUCUACUAGUUUGCCACAAGAUGGGGCUUUCUACAUAGCACAUUUAAUAGUUUGUGAUCAAGUCCACCUUUGAAAAAAAAUUGAGAUUGUCCAGGGCUAUUGGCACCACUUUGGUGCUGGUGGUGAGAAAAUUGAAAUAUUUUGAGACAAGUGCAUAAUGUUUUGAGAAUAAAGUCAGAUUUUUACAUUAGAGGACAUGUUCUUGCAUAUUAUGAUUUAACUCUUAAAAUAGUAUCCUUGUGCAUAAGGGGAUUUACAGGAAGAGAUUGAACAUGUUCUGGACACCGUAAAUGCAGAUGAAACCAGUAACCCAUGCGUCAUUUUCAACACAACUCUGGGUUAUGUAGUAUUAAAGCUCACUGCUGUUACCACAAGUGGCACCAAAUCAACCAGGACUGACAUCUUAAAUGCUCUAAUAAUUAUGGAAAUAUGGGCUAACAUGAAAUAGAAACAUAAAAUGAAUGAUAUACGUGGACAGUUAUUUUGUUGCUAGCUUGUCGCCCACUUGAGACACAAAGAUGAUGUAAAGACAUGUAAGCUCAGUGAAUGUCCUUCUGUAAAAUGUUUUUUUUUUCAUCUGCAUCUCAGCAGUUGUUUUUUUUAAAUGAACCGUGUCAUUUGAUUUCUACAUGGCCAGCCAACAGAGUGUACAGAGAAGAGCCAAGUCAGCAGUUCUGAAACACCUUUAUCAAUUUUCUGUAAAUCAUGUUUUUAAAAAAAAACAACCAUCUUAGUACAUCAGAAUAAUGGACCUCAACAUCUUUGACACUUAAUACUGGAAGAAGUUUGAAUGUGAUUUUCUUUUCUAAUGCAUUUGAAUAAAAAGAUAGAUUUCUGUCAGCAAUGCAUAACAAUAGGAGCGAUUUCAGGCGCUGCAGUUAGUAAGUAAAGUCAUCAGUGUAUUAGGCCUGAUGUUGUUAGCCCUUUGAUGCACAACAUAUUGACACCCCUUCUAAUGCACAACAUGGGUCAAAAAUGACCCGCAUUCAUUUCCCAUGUUCUUUAAUGUUUGCUGUGUGUUUCUGUGCUCUAUCUUUUGAUUUCAACUUAUUUUAUGAUUGAAUAUUCAAACUAUUCUUUAAAUAUCUUGUUUUUGAUAACAACAGAUCAUUAUUUCCAUCUUCAUUCUCAUACUUUAUGAAGAAAAAGGUUUUUGUAUGAUUACAUAGCUAACUACUUGGCUAAGUAGCUUGCUUAGCCAAGUAGUUAGCCAAGAAGUUAGCGAAGUAGUUAGCUUAGCAAGCUACUUAGCUAAAUACUUAGCCAAGAACUUAGCUAAGUAUUUAGCUUAGCGAGCUACUUAGCCAAGAACUUAGCUAAGUAUUUAUCUUAGCAAGCUACUUAGCUAAAUACUUAGCCAAGAACUUAGCUAAGUAGUUACUUUAGCGAGCUACUUAGCUAAGUACUUAGCCAAGAAGUUAGCUAAGUAGUUAGCUUAGCAAACUACUUAGCUCAAAAAUGGAUAUGGGUCAUUUUUCCCCCAUGUUGUGCAUUAGAAGAAUAGUGACACAAAAAGGGAUUUUAUUAAAAAAAUUAUAAAGGAAAACAUAAAAAUGUUGAAAUGUUGUGGAAUACUGAAUGAUGAAAUUAAUUUAUUGCACAGAUAUAGAACAAUUCUGUCGGGUCACUUUCGACCCAUGUUGUGCAUCAAAGAGUUAACAUAAGACAUCUUUUGCCAGUAAGAUCAAAUCAAGUUGUGGAUCUGGUUUCUAAUGUGGGAUUAUUCUACUAGUGAAACUUGUGGUGUUACGAGUAGAAUCCCCUCAAAUCAAAGUUAACUCACUCUGUCUCACUCAAUCUUAUUCUGAGUCACUAUCUGUUGGGGCACCUUUGUCAAAUCUUUAACCACGCUCACUCUACCACGAGGCAAUACCUCAUAAUGCAGCUACAGUUCAGCAGCAGCUCCAAAGUCUUGAAUAUAGUACUUCAUUUUUUAUACACAGUGAUCUGCGAAUCCCCUUUAAUGCUUCAUCUGCAUCCUUAUUUAAGAUCAGUCUUAGUGGUCAGUCAUCAGUUCUUUAACUGGCUGUCCUUUUAGGACUCCGUGAGAAUCACAGGGUUGGUGUUAACAAAUAUUCUUCCUGUAUAAGUCUGUACACAAAGCAACAGUUGGACAACCCAUGUCAGCUGGCCUUUCUAUGUCUCUCCUCAUGCAUUUAUCUUCGCAUUGUGUGUAUUGGAAAACAAAUUUAUGUGAACACGUACAGGGUCAGGUGGUGUGUGCGUUAUUAUCUUUUGGGUAGAGGACAGGUCUAGUCCGGGGGAGCCGAAAGACUUAUUCCGGCAUCCAUUUCCUCUUUGUUUGGCGUUGCCCCAGAUUGACUCUCAGGUAAUGUCAGAAUCUACCUCUGCAGGUGAGACUAACUGUGAAAGAAGAGGCAUGAGUCAACAUAGCUAUGGAGAGCUCUAUUUUUACUAUAAAGAAAAAAUGAGCCCACACCCCCCUCUUUGAUUGUACAAUGUUCUUCUAGUCCUGUCUUGCUUUUCAAUAAACAUUUUGUAGAA
Molecule: messenger RNA, 5435 nt
Organism: Centropristis striata (black sea bass)
Lineage: Eukaryota; Metazoa; Chordata; Actinopteri; Perciformes; Serranidae
Gene: txlng
Product: taxilin gamma
Exons: 11
Coding region: 118-1572 (484 amino acids)
Biological process (GO): regulation of cell cycle
Molecular function (GO): syntaxin binding
Source: RefSeq, a predicted model, not a curated record